GGUGUACAGGCGAUUCAGAUUCAAGCCAAAUGAAACAAGACAAUUGAAUCAAGGAUGUCGUUUAAAAUAAAGAGUAUAGAUGAAAACAGCACAAAGAAUCGGAAACGAAGCGAUGUACAGAGCCAGAAUUGUUGGGUGGGUUGAUGCACGUCCAGGCUAUUAGGCCUUAGGCCUUAGGCAUAAGUCAUCGUACGAGUCAUAAUCUGAAUCAGGAUGAUAUUGAGACUCCGCCUAAAGCAUCGUAAUUCAGAUCACAAUGACUUUGCGGGGCAUCCCAAAGUCCACAUUGCCUCACAAGCUCUAGCCAAAACAGCUCAGCAGGCCGAAGACACCCUGAUCUCCUCGCUCGACAAGGCCGAAAGACUCCAUCACAUCGCUAGGGAUGAGAGGACCGAACAGGAAGGAGGAGUGUCUAUAGCGGCAGAACGACUUGAGGAAGCAGCAGACACUUUGUACAGCUCAGUCACUGACUGCCAAAACGCCAUCAAAGUCCUCGCACCCUCACUGGACGUCACACAAGAACGUAUCAAUCACCUUUCCACCCAGAUGCUAUCAACCACUCCCCCACCCACGCAAACUCAAACUCAAAUUCACACUCAACCAACGUAUAGUUCAGUAGCGGCCGCUCACCUCCCACCCAAAGUCGACCAAGCCAUAGGUCGCACCACUAUCAGAGCACAUCAAAUCCUGUUAGACCCUAACCCGGGAUCGUCUCCUUUCCCUCCUGCCACCACCAACAAAGAGAUAGCCGCAAGAAUGAAGGAAGCCCUAAUCAACAUACGCAACAAAGACACCCCAGCAGGAGAUGUAAAGGCCAUAACGGUACUACGCAACAGUGCCAUCGUUGUAGAACUUGACUCUGAAUCCCUAGCCUCCUGGUUAUGA
Suillus plorans is the source of this 885-nucleotide messenger RNA. RefSeq lists its product as uncharacterized. The transcript is spliced from 2 exons. The record is from RefSeq and is a predicted model, not a curated record. Lineage: Eukaryota; Fungi; Basidiomycota; Agaricomycetes; Boletales; Suillaceae. Bases 214 to 885 code for a protein of 223 amino acids.